Messenger RNA from Betta splendens (Siamese fighting fish), 3162 nucleotides. It is a transcript of the gene pacsin2, whose product is annotated as protein kinase C and casein kinase substrate in neurons 2. NCBI's taxonomy places the organism in Eukaryota, Metazoa, Chordata, Actinopteri, Anabantiformes, Osphronemidae. Gene Ontology annotation, cellular component: endosome; cytoplasm; plasma membrane. The record is from RefSeq and is a predicted model, not a curated record. Gene Ontology annotation, molecular function: protein binding; phospholipid binding. The transcript has 11 exons. Bases 203 to 1672 code for a protein of 489 amino acids. Gene Ontology annotation, biological process: cytoskeleton organization; plasma membrane tubulation; regulation of endocytosis.
CUCGACCGGAUGCUCGCUGGCUACCGUGACUAACUGACGAUCGCGUCAGUCGGUCGACGGAGCCGCUGCGGGGUAGAGCGCGGGACCGAGAGUCUAACGCCAGUAAGGUGGAACCGAGAGGAAACUGGUUUGUAAAGUAACUGUAACUUCCUGAGAGGAACACAGCGGUUCUAAUCUCUGCACACUGAAGUUAACAGCAGCAAUGUCAGGUUCCUGCGAUGAUUCCAUGGAGGUCUCCAGUGAUAGUUUCUGGGAGAUUGGUAACUACAAGAGAGCAGUGAAGCGGGUAGAUGAUGGCAAUCGGCUCUGCAGCGAUCUCAUGAAUUGCCUGCAUGAGCGGGCACGUAUUGAAAAGGCCUAUGCACAGCAGCUCACAGAAUGGGGCAAGCGGUGGCGGCAGCUCAUAGAAAAAGGUCCUCAGUAUGGUUCGCUGGAGCGGGCGUGGGUCGCACUGUGCACAGAGGCAGAGAAGGUGAGUGAGCUUCACAUGGAGGUGAAAGCAGCACUAAUGGCAGAAGACUACGAGAAGCUGAAGAACUGGCAGAGGGACUCCUACCAUAAACAGAUGAUAGGUGGCUUUAAAGAGACCAAAGAGGCUGAAGAUGGCUUCCGCAAGGCUCAGAAGCCCUGGGCCAAGAGGCUGAAAGAGGUAGAGACGAUGAAGAAAACGUACCAUUCUGCCUGCAAGGAAGAAAAGCUAGCAACCAGUAGGGAAACAAACAGCAAACUAGAGAGUAACAACAACCCUGAAGCCCAGAAGAAGCUCCAAGAGAAAGUGGAGAAGUGUCAGCAGGAAGUGCAGAAGACAAAGGAACGUUAUGAGAAAUCCCUUGAAGAGCUCAACAAGGUGACCCCUCAGUACAUGGAGAACAUGGAGCAAGUGUUUGAGCAGUGGCAACAGUUUGAAGACAAACGCAUUUGCUUUUUUAAAGAGCUGUUUCUGGAGGUUAAGCAGCACCUGGACCUCUCGAGUAAUCACAGAUUCCAGACAAUCUAUCACACGCUGGAAGACACGAUCUCUGCUACUGAUGCUGAAGAGGAUCUGAAAUUGUUCCGGUUCAGCCACGGCCCAGGCAUGCCAAUGAACUGGCCCCAGUUUGAGGAGUGGUCCAUAGACCUAAACAGAACACUCAGCAGAAGGGAAACAAGGAAGAAGCCGUCCGAGGGUGUCACACUGACGGGUAUCAGUCAGACUGGGUCAGACCAGCCUGUUCAGCCUACCAAGACCAGCAGCAGCCUGACUGUACCCACUAUAACAGCACCAGUGGGUUCCAACCCAUUUGAAGAGGAUGAGGAGGAGGAGGAGGAGGAAAUGGCAGAGAAGCAGCAGACUACAGUCAACCACAUCAGUGUGAAUAAAGAGGAGAUAAAAACUGUUAGCAGCAGUAAUGAUAAGAGUGCUGACUGGUCAGAUGAGGACGCGAGUGGUAACCCCUUCUCCGCCAACGGUAAUGGGAAUCCCUUCGAAGACGAGCCUUCCUCUCCGGUCGUAUCUGUACCCGUUAGAGCCCUGUAUGACUAUGAAGGACAGGAGCAGGAUGAGCUGAGCUUCAAAGCAGGAGAUGAAUUAAUCAAAAUUGGAGAAGAAGAUGAUCAGGGUUGGUGCAAAGGGCGGCUCAAGGACGGAACAACAGGCCUUUAUCCUGCCAACUAUGUGGAAGACAUCCAGUAACAAAUGAGGGCAGGUGAAAUGAAUGAGAAGAAGGUAGUGAUGCAAAGCACCAGUGUGGCUGGAAGCACCAAGAACCCGCCUUAUUCAAAGCCCUUUUCUUCCUGUUGAUCCCUGGACUGGAGUUGGAGAUGAGAGAUGUUGACGAUUACAAAAGGACCACUUGAGGUAUUAUUACUUUGACGAGAAACAAUGUUUCCAGAUGAUUCCUGAUCAGAGAGAAGUUUAGAAUAUGUUACUUAGAACCCCAACUAUGCUGUUACAGAAAUGAUUGCUUUUCAUCUACACAUUUAGUUAGGACUAUGAACUAUAUGUGUGACUUUGUUUAUUCUUUAAAAAAAAAACACUGGGAUGGUAGAUCAGACAAAUCAUCUUGUAAUGUUACAUGCAGCCUUAAUAUUCAGGCCACUGUGAUGUCUGGGACAAAGUAUGUCCAUAUUUAACUUUAAUUUAAGUUUUAAAUUACAGCUCAUAUUAGUUUCUUUGUGGUUUUGUUUCUACAUUCAGUUCAUAAAUUGUUGUACUGGUUUAAGAAACGAUAAAAGACAAGUAGAGCCUUAUCUGGACAGUCUACUCUUCAGGUCACAGUGGUUAGAUUUCCUCUUGUCACUGUAAUUGAAUGUAUAUUACUGAUUGUAUUUUCUUACUUAAAGACUGUCCCGUCUCACUGACUGCUGGGUUCAUGCAUUGACCCAUAAGCGGCCCAGACAGCUGUCGCAGCUCUUCUCAUAAAUCACUUUCUUUUGACUGUAGAUUGUAGUUGUAUGAUUUGGGUCGGGUUGGGUUUUUUAAGCAACACUGAAUUUUUUUACACACAUUUAUCUCACUUGAAUCUUUGUGUGUUAGUUCUCUCACUUAUGUUAAAUAUAAAUUUAUGGGAGAAUCUUUUAGCGUUUGUUUUAGCAAUAAAACCACAAAAUAUAGUAGCCUACAUAUGUGUAAAUAGCCUGGAUUCAACAUCUUAGAACAAGUUUAGCCUUAGGCCUGAACAUCAGAUACAUAGUUGAAAACUGAUGAUUGUUAAUUUAUGAUGCCACAAGUGCUUUUGUUCUGCUCUAGAAAUGCUGUGACUGAGAAUCAGUUUGUAUAUUAAUUCUGUGCUUAAUGGAAACUAGCAUUUGAAUUUUGUUAUCUUUGUAAAUAUAAUUUUCCUUCUCCUUCACAAAGGCUCAUAUUUACUGUGUUAAUCAGCAGAUACUAUGUGAAUAAUCGUUUCUUUUGGCACCUAUGACUUGAAUGGAUAUAGCUGAUGCCAUAACCUAAAAGUAUGUUUCAAUCGACUGUUUUGCUGGCUUGCAUUUUUCAGACACGAGUUUCGGCGUUUUAUUUGUGCCAGCUCUAAAUCUAUGUUUCUUGUUUUAAUAAUAGUCAGAAAAGUUGUUUCACCAUGUUUCGAGGGCAUGUUGUCACUCAAACAGGGCAAAAGAUGAACCUGCACAGUAAAGAUUGCAAAUGCCCUACAACAUAAUAAAUUAAGUUGUUAAAAGAUAAAA